This is a messenger RNA of Anguilla rostrata (American eel), 4880 nucleotides long. RefSeq names its product serine/threonine-protein kinase PLK4-like. Gene Ontology annotation, biological process: protein autophosphorylation; negative regulation of apoptotic process; regulation of mitotic cell cycle. The transcript has 19 exons. Bases 423 to 2870 code for a protein of 815 amino acids. Gene Ontology annotation, molecular function: ATP binding; protein serine/threonine kinase activity. NCBI's taxonomy places the organism in Eukaryota, Metazoa, Chordata, Actinopteri, Anguilliformes, Anguillidae. The record is from RefSeq and is a predicted model, not a curated record. Gene Ontology annotation, cellular component: cytoplasm.
AAAUUCACUAUAUUUCUAACGAAUUCAAGCGUUGGUGACUCGGUCUGGUACUCCGGGCCGAGUGGAGGGGUUUGAAGACGGAUGAGUAAACUUAUUUGAUGGUAAACACAGGCAGAAGAAUCCUGCACAGUUUGCCUUUAAUAGUGUAUAUUUGACUGAAUGGAUGAACUUCAACGUGCCUGGCAAAGCAGAAUGUCAAUUUUUACAUUCCUGCCUGGUCGCUUAUUGUGACGUCACUUUAUAUGGAAGGCCAUUUUCCCAUACAUUUCUGCUGGAAAUCCCAUCUGUUGUUGUGACCUCAUCAGCGACGUCACAAUUAUAGAAAUGUGUUCUAUUACGUACCAGAACACGUUCUGUAAAGUGCAUAUAUAGCCAAAAAAUACGACUGAUCAUUUGUAUGCGAGUGCAUUGUACAGUUAACAAUGGACAAGCUGUAUAGGAUAAUCAACUAUCUUUACGGAGCGAUCGUUGACUUUCCCGCGUGGGUCAGAGGCAGGGAGCAAGAACAUGUGGAGAACCACUACAUAACGGGACCAUUAAUUGGACGGGGAUCAUAUGGCUCCGUAUAUGCUGGGAUGCGCAUCAGUGAUGGACUUCCGGUUGCCCUCAAAUAUGUAGGGAAAUUGGAAGGCGAUGAACUGCUUCUUCCUGGACAGGACUCGCCAAUUCCCAGAGAAGUGGCGCUCAUGGGCCUAGUGAACCAGGACACAGGCCAUCGCAACGUCCUGCACCUCCUUGAGUGGUUCGACGCCUCAGACCACUAUGUCAUGGUAUUGGAGCGUCCUUACCCCUGCACGGACCUCUUGGAGUUCUGCGACGCCCAAAAUAAUUGGGUGGAUGAAGAGCAGGCACGGGGGGUGAUGGACCAACUUCUGCAGGCCCUGCUGCACUGCCAGAAUUCUGGAGUUUUCCAUCGGGACGUCAAAGCAGAAAACAUCCUGAUAAACACAGAAUCGCUGCGCAUCAUCCUGAUAGAUUUUGGGUGUGGGGAUCUAUGGCAGGAUACACCAUUCAGCGAAUUUUCAGGCACCAGGGAAUAUGCCCCUCCUGAGUGCUUUGUGGAAGGACUAUACCAGGCCGGCCCUUCCACUGUGUGGUCCGUAGGGGUCACUUUGUAUGACAUCAUCUGCGGCCGCCUGCCAUUCAAAAAGUUUGACGAGCAGAGCAUGAGCAGAGUGCAUUUCCCUGAAGGGCUUUCCCCAGAGAUCAAGGACUUCAUCAGAUGGUGCUUGGCGCCCGAGGUGGAGGAUCGAGCCACAUUGGAACAGCUUCAGCUUCAUCCGUGGCUCCGCCCCUUCUGCUCAGAACAAGCAGAGGACGAUUUAGAACAUGUGGAGGACCUCUACAUGAUUGGAUCGCUACUUGGAGAGGGUGGAUGUGGCUCAGUUUACGCUGGAAUCCGCAUCUCUGAUGGACUACCGGUUGCUCUGAAGUAUGUAGAGAAAUGUGAAGAUGACGAACUACUAAUACUACCUGGACUGGACUCGCCAGCUCCCUUGGAGGUGGGGCUCAUGGGCAUGGUGAACAAGCGCACGGGCCAUCCCAACGUCCUGCGCCUCCAUGAGUGGUUCAACACCUCAGACCACUAUGUCCUGGUAUUGGAGCGCCCCGACCCCUGCACGGACCUCUUCCGCUUGACCCAAAAUCAUGGCAUGGACGAAGAGCAGGCGCGGGUGGUGAUGGACCAGCUUCUGCGGGCCCUGCUGCACUGCCAGAGUUCUGGUGUUUUCCAUCGGGACGUCAAACCAGAAAACAUCCUGAUCGUCAAACCAGAAAACAUCCACACAGAAUCGCUGCGCAUCAUCCUGAUAGAUUUUGGAUGUGGGGCUCUAUGGCAGGAUACACCAUUCAGCGAAUUCGCAGGCACCGAGGAGUAUGCAGCUCCAGAGUGUCUUGUGGAAGGACUGUACCAAGCCGGCCCUUCCACUGUGUGGACUGUAGGGGCCACAUUGUGUUAUAUCAUCUGCGGCCGCCUGCCAUUUGACCAGAGGGACGAGCGUAGCAUGGGCAUGGUGCAUUUUCCUGAUGGGCUGUCCUCAGAGAUCAAGGACUUCAUAAGCUUGUGCUUGGCACCCAAGGUGGAGGAUCGAGCCACACUGGAACAGCUUCAGCUUCACCCGUGGCUCCGCCCCAUCUGCUCUGGAGAAGUGGAAUCCAUGGAAGAGAAUGGAAAUGAGGAAGAUGGAGAGCAGAACAUGGGGCCCAUGGAAAAACCGGGCCCCUCCAGCUCCCUCACUCCAGCAAAUUGCUCCCAGAAUGCGUCAGAGGAGAGCAGUAAAAGAGAGAGAGACGUGAGGGGGAGGAGGUGUGCGGCAAACCCGAAAACACCAGCAGACUGCCUUAGGAACGCCCCAGAAAAGAUUGCUGUGAAGAGAAAGAUGGGGUGUGAAGAAAAUCAGGACCCCUACAGCUCUUCCAGGCCUACAAAGUGCCCCCGGAAAGAGCAAGACGGAUGGUGGCUGAAACAGCAGGGCUCUGAAGCAGAGAGCCAGCAUGAACAUGGCCGCCAAGCCGCUGUACUUAGCCCUGGGAGGGGUGCGCAAAGAGGGGCGCAACACCCGCCCCCGCCGCAUCCGGAGCAGGGAGAGGAUGGGCGGCGCCUGAGCCGGGCAGAGAGCAGCUGCUUCCGCUGCUCCCUGCCCGCGCCUGACAGCUCUGAUUCCAGAGUCCCAGGACCCGGCUGCCUACCAUUGGACCAACCUGCUGGCCUGGCUGUGACCCAUUUCAUGCUGGGCUUGUCAAUGCAUUGGGACAUGUCAUUCCCAGAAUAUGACCAAAUGGAUGGGCUACCUGGCCUCGCCGUCGACCACCAGGGCCAGGAGCCCAGCCUCCUCCGGGGGUUGAUAAAAUUGGGUUCGGGCAGACUGUGACGUGUCCAUGUGUCAGUGCCAAGCUGAGACUUAGCAGCUCAGUAGGGCUGGGCGAUACACUUAAUAUUUAAUUAUCGAGUAUUUUUUCUGAGCGCAGUAACAAUCAUCACCACCACCUGGUGUAUUGCCUUUAUUUCAGUCUUUUUGUCUUUACCAAGUAAGCAUCUGAACUUUCAGGUGGAACAUGAAAUGCUUCUGGAAAAAAAAUUAUCACUGAUAUUUAUUGGAUGUUGAUAAGACAGCCAAUCGACAGCAAGGUCGUACAGCUUCCAUGUGAUCACGUGCAGUGUUAUCGCAUGAAAGUGUGCAAGGCUUAUUGCUGCUGAUUGGCUGUUUCAUCAACAUCCAGUAGAUAUCAGUGGUGACUUUUUUUCCAGAAACACUUGACGUUGCCUCGGACGUUUGGACGUUUGCUACCCCGUCUGGUAUAAUUGACGAAAAAAGACGGAAAGAAUCCCGAUUUACCGCGCUGAGAAAAUAUUCAAUAAUUAUCAAACAAGUAUUUCGUCCAGCCCUUCUGUGUUGCUUAGUUUCAACCUGGCACCGAUACAUGGACACGUCACAGUCUGCCUUAACCCCACUUUACCCCCCCCCACCCCCCCUUCCCAGCCUGCCUUAAACCUUCUUUCCCCCGCCCCUUCCCAGUCCCGCCUAUUUACCCCGCUCCUUCCCAGUCUAACCCUAUUUUACCCUAUUAUGGAGGGCCCUGUCCCUUCAGUGCAGCAACUACAACAGCUGCCCUGGUGCCCCUAACCCAUCAGCAGCACCAGAUGAUCGCCAUGCUGUAGGAGGGCCUAGACUACACCUUUCAGUGGAUGAAACCCUUUUCAGUGCUACAGCCCCGCCAAGCCAGGGAAGCUGUGCAGGAAACUGCGGAGGCAAACGGGAGGAAGCCCCUGGCUCUGCAGGACAGAGAGCGCUGAGUCUAGGCCUGGUUCCAAAUGGCGUUUUUUCAAGAGUUGCAUAGUUGCUUAUGGUCGGCGUGGCAUUCGAGGCAACACUGCCUCAGACACCGCGCCGCACCGAGGUCCCUCAGGAUUGCGGGUCUGAGGGUCGUACGGAAGGAGGCCUGUUCAUGUCCGUCUCCACCUGAAGGCCUUUCUCUCCUCUUCUGCCCUCAAGUCUUUGCUUUUCCUGCCUGUCAACCUAACAUGCCUGCUCGUCUCCCUCACCAGGCACGAACAUGUCAGUCUCUGUGCUUGGCCGUGUGACCUUGAGCAGCUUCUACCUCGCAGGGAGCAGUUGUAUUCUCCCCUCAGCACACCUGUGAGAAGGCGGCGGCUCUGCAGGUGCCUGUCCACCUCUCUGAGGUCCCCCAGGAUGCCAUACCAUUGGGUCCGGGAGCUGUGGGUCGUUGUUCCACCAUGUGACCGGUGUGACCAUAAGCAACAGUUGCUACACCAUUGAGACAGGAGUGAUCCUCACCAGCAAUGUGAAACCAUGACCGGCAGUGUGAAUGAAGAGCACUUCAACACCCCAUUGCUCUUUACAGAGGAGGAUAAACUGCCAUUGCUGACUUCACUAUAGUCCAUUAAAAAUAAUGUUUAAUGAAAUAGUUCUAGUUCCGGUAAUUCGACGAUAAAAAUGCUCUGAUGUGAUUCUAUAUUCUUUAACUGUUGCCAAAUAAAAAAUUAGAAGUAUGUAUUGUGAAGAGGUGUUUCAUGUAAAGGAAAGGUAAUAUUGCACACUAGAAAUACAUCUAGGUAAUUUAUGCAAAUACUCUUUGUCCAGGUUAUAUCCAACCCAAAACGGUGAGCUUGUCAACUGAUGAUUUUGUGAAUAAAAUGCUUUUAUAUUGGGAGUCCUCACCUUCUCUUAAACUGUGGUAUUAAUGCUGUCAAACCCUGUAUACAUGCAUGUACAUACAUGGUGAUUGGGAUUGUUAGCAUAGCAUUAGGGAUCAUGCUAUGUUUAGAAACGUUAGCAUAUGCCAUUGAAAUUCAGGAUAUGAAUUAAGGGUAGCAUGGACUGUAGCUGCUUGCCCGUUGACUUUACCUGUUCCCGCAGAGG